Messenger RNA from Phytophthora sojae, 1614 nucleotides. RefSeq lists its product as hypothetical. NCBI's taxonomy places the organism in Eukaryota, Oomycota, Peronosporomycetes, Peronosporales, Peronosporaceae. The transcript has 2 exons. The record is from RefSeq and is a predicted model, not a curated record. The coding region runs from base 1 to 1533 and encodes 510 amino acids. Gene Ontology annotation, cellular component: cytoplasm; nucleus. Gene Ontology annotation, biological process: ribosomal large subunit export from nucleus. Gene Ontology annotation, molecular function: ribosomal large subunit binding.
AUGGCAAUCUCGUGCUGCAUGUGCGGCGCGCAGAUCGAGGCCAACGCCAUGAACAUGUGCGCGUCCUGCAUCGCGACCGAGGUGGACGUGGCCGAGGGCAUCGACACCGAGUGCGAGCUGGUGCAGUGCCGCGGCUGCCUGCGCUUCCAGUCGCGCGGCAAGGGCCAGCAGUACAGCAGCGCGGGCGGCGCGUGGCUCGGCUGCGACUGGGAGUCCAAGGAGCUCAUGGCGCUGUGCCUCAAGAGCAUCCCGGGGCUCAGCAAGGCCAAGCUCAUCGACGCCGGCUUCAUUUGGACCGAGCCGCACUCGAAGCGCGUCAAGCUGCGGCUCACGCUGCAGCGAGAGGUGGCCAACCACGCCGUGGUGCAGAACACGUGCGUCAUCACCUUCGUCAUCCACAGCAUCAAGUGCCCGGACUGCACCAAGCAGUACCACAACAACACCUGGCGCGCGCUCGUGCAGAUCCGCCAGAAGGCCGAGCACAAGCGCACGUUCCUGCGGCUCGAGCAGGAGAUCCUCAAGCACAACGCGCACCAGGACGCCAUCGGCAUCACCGCGGUCAAGGAGGGCAUGGACUUCUACUUCGGCACCAAGUCCACGGCCGAGCGCUUCAUCCACUUCCUAUCCGCGCACGUGCCCAUGCGCUCCAAGUCGUCCAGCAAGUUGAUCUCGGAGAACGUGCACAACUCGACGGCCAACCUGCAGCUCACGUACAGCGUCGAGCUCAGCCCGAUCUGCAAGGACGACCUGCUGGUGCUGCCCAGGAAGUUCGCGCAGAGCUGCGGCAACAUCUCGGACGUGACGCUGUGCGCGCGCACCACGUCCAUGGUGCACUUGCUGGACCCUGUCUCCGGCCAAAAGGCCGAGCUCGCGACGGACAGGUACUGGAAGCUGCCGUUCCUGCCGCUGGCCACGAGCUCCGAUAUGGUCGAGUUUAUCGUGCUGGAUGUGGAGCCCGUGGACCCGCGCGACCUGCGCCAAGUCGGUCCUGCGCCGACCUCAGGCAAAGGACGCAAGUCCAAGUACGUCGUGGCGGACGUGGAAGUGGCUCGCGCCAGCGACUUUGGCGUGAACGACACGACUUUCCAGGUGCGCACCCACCUGGGCGGCGUCUUGACCGCGGGCGACACGGUCAAGGGCUACGAUCUCUCAUCCGCCAUCUUCGGCUCGAGCCAGACGUACUCGCUCAAGAACGAGCUGCCCGACCUCGUGCUCGUGCGGAAGGUCUAUCCGCGUGAGAGCGGCAAGCACCACAAGGGCGACCGCAAGUUGAAGACGCUAGGAGCUAGCCGCCGUGGCAAGGUUAGCAAGGCCGAGACGGCGCGACUGCAGCACGAGAUGGAAGUUUUCACUGAGGAAUUCCUGGAAGAGAAGGAGCAGGAGGCGCAGGAAGGCGUCGACGAAGAUGAGGACGAGGUGCAGGAGCAGAAGUAUACAGAAGGAGAGGAAGAAGAACAUCUCCCCGAAGAUGCUGACGCGUCUACGAGCGUGGAAGAGCAGACGGCAGCUAUGACCAAGCUCAAUUUGUUAUAAGCAGUGGGCAAACACCCAGCUAGUUGAGAGGAUGCAAGCAGUAUAUCGGUAGCUCCAAUUGCAAUUGUAUCGCACAUCAUU